Molecule: messenger RNA, 2490 nt
Organism: Durusdinium trenchii
Lineage: Eukaryota; Dinophyceae; Suessiales; Symbiodiniaceae
Source: the annotation of a GenBank genome assembly
CAUUGCCGCGCUCUCUGGCGAAAGCUGACUCACGCCCUCGGCCUUCGGUAUCCUUUUGUGCGGCCAUUUGCAUGUUUCACACCUGUCAAGGUUCUUUGAUCAUGGCGAAAAUGACGAUCUGGCAUGGAUGAAGCAAUCUCAAAGCUGAUGAUGUUGGAAAGACUCAAUCUUUUUUGGCAACACGACAUCCAUGGAUCGAACAUUGGUUGGCAUCAUCGGUGGAAAAGCCCGUGGUGCUUGGGGUGAGAGCGGGUAGCUGGCUAAAUUAAAUUGGUUGCCAGAUCGAUGGAAUGAUGCCGCACCAACCAGCAGAUGCUAGUUACAUGGGUUUACAAGUACUUUCUGUGCGGUAUCAACUUAAUGGAUCUUAAUCGUACGAUAUGCAGCGGUCCGGUUUUUCUAGUGGUUUGGGUAGGGAGAGACUUCAACUCAGCAGAUCUUGGUACUGCUACCUUGGAGCAACUUGAUGAUGAGGAAAGGAGAGACAACAGCUCAGAAGUAGUUUCGUGUGACGAUCCUCUCGGUCGGCCGAAGUUGUUUGUCCAUCCACCACAGUCGGGUGCCACCACGCCACCGCUGGUCGUGUUGGUCGUGGGACUUUGCCAGCUCCAACGCCGUUGGCGCGGCGAUAGACCCGCGAUCCCGCCACACCCGCGCGAUUUAGCGCGGGCGGAGUGGUCCUUUUUCGCAUGGCUUUGCGGCGAUCCAUGAGCAAGAUCAGUGUGGGAGAGGGCGUGAGCAGCGCGCUUCAAGACGUCCUUCACCACAUCCAUGCCUUGCAGAAGGAUCAGACUGCACAACUGCUGGGCUUGGAUCGAUUGGCCAAGCAGGUGGAAUCACUCAGCACGGCCUCCUCACCAGGCACAGUAUCUGGCAGCUUUGCUGCUGCGAGCUUUGCAGAAGUGAAACGGCAACAAAGCCCGACAGAGUCAGAACCAAUGUCGGAAGAGCAGAUUGCAAAGAUAAACUCUGAACGUCGGGAACACAUUGAAGAGCUGAAUCGCAUAGCAACUGAAGGCGUUGGUAGCCAAGAUGAACGCUCAAGGAAGAACAAGCUCUCCCGAAAGACUCAGAGAGCGAUCCGCUUCGAGUUCCAAGACUUCUUCAAGGAGCAUCGGAGCUUGGCCCAGCUCUUUGAGAGUGAGUCGGAAGAUGAGAUCCCCUGGUACCGAAGUCUGGGGCAAGCAGUGGUGGAAAAUUACUUCUUUGAGAAGGGCAUCGGGAUCAUCAUUGUCAUCAACUCCAUUAUGCUUGGGAUUGAAACGGAGCUCGCGAUACAGAACAAACCCACUGCAUGGCCAGCAGACCUGGAAUACAUGUUCAUGGCGAUCUACACGGUUGAGCUCAUUCUUCAUCUCAUGGCCUAUGGCUUCCGAAAAUGCUUCACCGAUGGGUGGUUCGUCUUUGAUGCGAUUCUAGUCUUUGUGGCCUAUGCUGGAAAGCUGAUGCCUUUGAUUUUGGGUGCAACAGCAGGAGGUGUCGUAGACCAGAUCAUGGUGGUGCGAAUGCUGCGCAUCCUGCGACUCGCACGAGCCUUGCGCGUGGUGAAGCAGUUUGGCACGGUUUGGAAGUUGGUCCGUGGACUGCUCACCUCCUUCGAUGUCAUGGCCUCAUCCUUUGUCCUGGUCAUUUUGAUGCUCUACAUCUUUGCUUGUCUGGGGAUGGAGCUCAUCGGUGGAGAUGAAGAGCUUAAGCUGAAUCCAGCUACCAUGAAGCAAGCUGAAGAUUUUGAGGAAGCUUGGAAAGCCCUAUUGACGCUUUUCCAGUUUGUGACUUUGGACUCCACCCCUGCUGUCUAUGUGCCAUUGAUCAAUGCCAAGCCCGUGCUGGCACCCUACUUCCUCACCUUAUUGCUGUCUGUAGGUAUAGCGCUGAUGAACUUGGUCACAGCGUCGAUUGUUGAAGCAUCACUGCAAAGUUCAGAGAUGGACAGACAGGAAAAGAAGGAGCGGUUGAGACAAGAUAUGGUGAGAUCUAUACCGGUUCUCAUGCAGCUCUUCCGUGAGCUGGAUGUGGACCAGAAUGGCAAGAUUUCCUUGGAUGAAGUGGAGCAAUUCGACAUCACAAUACUUCCUCCGGUCUUGCGAGAUAACAUCAGCGCGGACAACAUGGCCGACCUCUUUGGAGUGCUCGACGUUGAUGGAGCUGGCGAAUUGGACAUGAAAGAGUUUGUUGGCGGUCUUCUACAACUUUGGCUGAUGGAUGUGCCCAUCACCACGCUCCAGAUCCUGAAGUUCAGCCGGAUGAACCGACAGAAGACCGUCGAAUUCUUCACUAGCACCAUGCAGAGGAUAGGCGAGAUGAGCGGCGUGCUCCAUGAGCUGCAAGGGGACGUGGCGAAGAGUCACGUCCAAGACACGAGGUUUUAGGGCCCAUCGUCGCAUGAGAGGCCACUAAUCGCCAUGCCAGUGCUGUGAGAUCGUGCUCCGGCGAUCCUUUGGGGCCCUGUACAGCACAAUGGAUCCUACCAGAAAUGGAGGUCACGCAAGG